Melanotaenia boesemani (Boeseman's rainbowfish) is the source of this 12682-nucleotide messenger RNA. Its product is annotated as sodium channel protein type 4 subunit alpha-like. Gene Ontology annotation, molecular function: protein binding; voltage-gated sodium channel activity. The transcript is spliced from 33 exons. The record is from RefSeq and is a predicted model, not a curated record. NCBI's taxonomy places the organism in Eukaryota, Metazoa, Chordata, Actinopteri, Atheriniformes, Melanotaeniidae. Bases 184 to 6060 code for a protein of 1958 amino acids. Gene Ontology annotation, biological process: neuronal action potential; membrane depolarization during action potential; sodium ion transmembrane transport. Gene Ontology annotation, cellular component: voltage-gated sodium channel complex; plasma membrane; axon.
CGGAGUUUUCCGCUCAUGGAUCAGCCACUUUGCGCCUGCACUCUGGAUGGGAUUUGGCAGCAGUGAGCGGGACGGAGCGGUGAUGGUGUGAAGGAAAGAGUCGCAAACAGACCCGCAGUUUUUAACGCAGGAGUUUCACAUCUGGUAUACUGGGCCAGUCAGCAGCAGGAUCAGGAUGAGAAGAUGGCUGGCUGUGUGUUUCCAAUGGGACCAGAGAGCUUUCAGCGCUUCACGCCGGACUCCCUGGCGGCCAUCGAGCAGCGCAUCGCCCAGGAGAAGGCCCGACGCAAAAAACAUUAUCAGGAGGACCUGGGCGACGUGGAGCUCCCCCGGCCCCGGCCCGACCUGGAAGCAGGGAAACAGCUGCCACGCAUCUUCGCUGACAUCCCAUCUCAUCUGGUGGGCGUUCCCCUGGAAGACAUCGACCCUUAUUACUUCAAAGACAAGAGGACUUUCAUAGUCCUUAACAAAGGGAAGGCCAUCUUCCGUUUCAGUGCCACAUCUGCCCUCUACAUCUUCAGCCCUUUCAACCCCAUCCGCAGAAUUGCCAUCAAGAUCCUGGUCCACUCAUUAUUCAGUUUGUUCAUCAUGUGCACCAUCCUGACCAACUGUUGCUUCAUGGCCAUGUCGGAGCCAGCGUACUGGGCCAAAUACGUGGAGUACACCUUUACAGGUAUCUACACGUUUGAAUCUCUCAUAAAGAUCCUGGCGAGAGGUUUUUGUGUGGGGCCCUUCACCUUCCUGAGGGACCCCUGGAACUGGCUCGACUUCAGUGUCAUCGUCAUGGCAUAUGUCACUGAGUUUGUGGACCUGGGUAAUGUGUCAGCCUUAAGGACGUUCAGGGUGCUGCGAGCGCUCAAAACCAUCUCUGUCAUCCCAGGCCUGAAGACAAUCGUCGGUGCUUUAAUCCAGUCGGUGAAGAAGCUCGCGGACGUGAUGAUCCUCACGGUCUUCUGCCUGAGUGUCUUCGCCCUCAUUGGCCUGCAGCUCUUCAUGGGAAACCUGCGGCAGAAAUGUGUCCGGAGCACGGCACACUGCAUCAACGGCAGCCUGCCGGCCAACGCCACCUUCUACUGCAACAACAAGAACUGGACUACCAUUAAAGACUUCAUAGAGGAUGAAGAAAACUACUACAAGGUGGAGGGAGCCAAGGAUGCCUUAAUCUGUGGGAACAGCAGUGACGCAGGAAAGUGUCCAGAUGGGUUUGACUGCCUGAAGACAGGAAGAAACCCCAACUAUGGCUACACCAGCUUUGACACCUUUGGGUGGGCUUUCCUGUCUCUGUUUCGUCUGAUGACACAGGACUACUGGGAAAAUCUCUACCACCAGACGCUGCGUUCAGCUGGUAAGACUUACAUGGUGUUCUUCGUGGUGGUCAUCUUCCUUGGCUCGUUCUAUCUGGUCAACCUCAUCCUGGCUGUGGUUGCCAUGGCGUAUGAAGAGCAGAAUCAGGCGACCAUUGCUGAAGCCUGCCAGAAAGAGCGAGAGUUCCAGCAGGCCAUGGAGAGGCUAAAGAAAGAUCAACAGAAAGCCCCCGACUCUGAUUCACUGGUGUCACCAGACCUGUCGCCCUUCGGCCCGACACUGGUUGGCCUGGAGGAGCGAAGGCGGAGCCAAGUGCUGUUGGGUGUGGGUGACACGGAGGCGAACCUAUCGGAGGAAAAGCUGCUGCAGGUGGACAUGACGGAUGGGGGAAAGCCCCUGCACCCCCUCCUCGCUCGCUCCUUCUCCACAAGGACUCGGCGAAGCAGUCAGGUCUCCUCCAUCUUCAACUUCCGCCUGAGGAGCCGAGGGUCAGAGGGAGAGAUGGCUGAUGAUGAGUACAGCGUCCCUGGUGAUGUUGUGGAGGGAGUUGGAGGCCGGACGUACAGCGGGGGGACUUUCAGCGGCAUCCUGCCCAAUCCGUGGUCCAAACGGCGUCUGAGCACCUACAGCACGGCCAGCAGGAGUUCCCAGGUAUUUUAUCCAACUCUAAACGUUAAUGGGAAGCUGUUUGUUGCCAUGGACCAGAAUGGGGUUUCCCCACCACCACUGCAAGGGCAGCUGCCUGCCUGCACUAUGGAGAAGGUCAAGGAGGAAAGUGUGCCCACAUCCACCACAGAGCUAAGUACGAUUCUGCUGCCUCGGCCUUCGUCCACACAGGAGUCAGAGAGGAGAGGGAGGACGCUGAGUGCUGCCAGCUAUCUCACAGAUGCCAUGGAAGAACUGGAGGAGUCCCAUAAAAAAUGCCACCCCUGCUGGUAUGUCUUCGCCCACCGGUUCCUGGUGUGGGAGUGCUGCCCCUGCUGGCUGAGGGUGAAGGAGCUGGUGAAGAUCAUGGUGAUGGACCCUUUUCUGGACCUGGCCAUCACAGUCUGCAUCGUCCUGAACACACUCUUCAUGGCCAUGGAGCACUACCCCAUGACGGACGAGUUCAAUGGCAUGCUUAGCAUCGGAAACCUGGUGUUCUCAGGGAUCUUCACUGCAGAGAUGGUGUUGAAGAUCAUCGCCCUCGAUCCGUACUACUACUUUCAGACAGGCUGGAACAUCUUCGACAGCAUCAUCGUCUGCCUCAGCCUCAUGGAGCUCGGCCUGUCUGAUGUCGAGGGGCUCAGUGUGUUACGCUCCUUCAGACUGCUGCGUGUAUUCAAGCUGGCUCGCUCAUGGCCGACACUCAACACCCUGAUCAAGAUCAUCGGCAACUCUAUGGGCGCCCUCGGCAACCUGACGCUGGUACUCGCCAUCAUUGUCUUCAUUUUUGCCGUGGUGGGCAUGCAGCUGUUUGGAAAAAACUACCAGGAUUGUGUGUGUAAGAUCUCGAAGGACUGCGUUCUUCCUCGCUGGCACAUGAAGGACUUCUUCCACUCCUUCCUCAUCGUGUUCAGGGUCCUGUGCGGCGAGUGGAUAGAGACCAUGUGGGACUGCAUGGAAGUGGCCGGGCAGCCGCUCUGCAUCCUCGUCUUCAUGCUGGUCAUGGUUAUCGGAAACCUGGUGCUGUUGAACCUCUUCCUGGCUCUGCUUCUCAGCAGUUUCAGCUCCGACAACCUGUCAGCUCCAGACGACGACGGAGAGAUGAACAACCUGCAUAUCGCCAUCCACAGGAUCACCAGAGGCCUGGCGUGGUGUCGCACACAGGUGGUGGAUAUCUUCAAUGGGAACCUGAAGCGCCGUCGUCAAAAACGAAAGGAGGCCAAAGCCAUGAUGAAGCUGAAACGCUUGAGUACUAUACACACCGAGGCCAAUGGAGCUGUCAUUGGCCGUCACGUGGAGAAGUACGUGGUUCCAGAGGAUGACAGCUACAUGACAAACCCUAACCUGACCAUCAGUGUCCCCAUCGCCCCCGGAGAGUCGGACGUAGAGUUCCCGGAGGAGGAGGAGGAGGAAGAGGAGGAGGGGGAGGAGGAGCAGAAUGAUAUCAGCCUAUCAGAGGGCAGCACUGUGGACCUGAGGAAGCCUGGAGAGGAAGAGGAUGAGUACUCGGAGAUGGCUGAGGAGGCAAUGGACCCUGACAACUGCUUCCCUGAUAUGUGUGUUGCCAGGUUUCAGUGCUGCAACAUCGACACGACGGCAGGUCUCGGGCAGAUCUGGUGGAAGCUGAGGAAGACCUGUUACCAGAUCGUAGAGCACAGCUGGUUUGAGUCCUUCAUCAUCUUCAUGAUCCUCCUCAGCUCCGGAGCUCUGGCCUUUGAAGACAUCUACAUCGAGCAGAGACGAGUGAUCAAGGUGGUGCUUGAGUACGCUGACAAGAUUUUCACCUACAUCUUUAUCCUUGAGAUGCUGCUCAAGUGGCUUGCUUACGGCUUCAAGAAGUACUUCACCAACUACUGGUGCUGGCUGGACUUCUUCAUUGUUGAUGUUUCAUUGGUCAGUUUGGCAGCCAACAUGUUGGGUUAUUCAGACUUUGCAGCCAUCAAAUCCCUGCGUACGCUGCGGGCCCUCCGCCCCCUCAGAGCCCUCUCCAGAUUUGAAGGCAUGAGGGUGGUGGUGAACGCUCUGAUCGGGGCGAUUCCCUCCAUCAUGAACGUGCUGCUCGUCUGCCUCAUCUUCUGGCUCAUCUUCAGCAUCAUGGGCGUCAAUCUGUUUGCUGGGAAGUUCGGCCGCUGCGUUAAUCGCACCGGCCACGUGUACGAAUCUAACUUUAUCAACAACAAGUCAGAGUGUGAGGCGUUCAAUGACACCUCGCAAUUCUACUGGAGCAAAGUCAAAGUGAACUUCGACAACGUUGGUGCUGGGUACCUGGCGCUACUGCAAGUGGCAACGUUCAAAGGCUGGAUGGAUAUUAUGUAUGCAGCAGUGGACUCGAGAGCGGUGGAGGAGCAGCCUAUCAAGGAGGUCAACCUGUACAUGUACCUGUACUUUGUCAUCUUCAUCAUCUUCGGCUCCUUCUUCACCCUCAACCUGUUCAUUGGUGUCAUCAUUGACAACUUUAACCAGCAGAAGAGAAAGUUAGGAGGACAGGAUAUCUUCAUGACAGAGGAGCAGAAGAAGUACUACAACGCCAUGAAGAAGCUGGGCUCCAAGAAACCUCAGAAGCCCAUCCCAAGACCUCUGAACCAGCUGCAGGGCUUCUUCUUUGACCUGGUGGGGAAACAAGCGUUCGACAUCCUCAUCAUGGUGCUGAUCCUCUUCAACAUGAUCACCAUGAUGGUGGAGACGGACGAGCAGCCGCCUCAGAUGGAGAAGAUCCUGUACAACAUCAACCUGGCCUUCAUCGUCAUCUUCACCGCCGAGUGCCUCGUCAAGAUCGUGGGCUUGCGCUGCUACUUUUUCACCGUCGGCUGGAACAUCUUCGACUUUGUGGUCGUCAUCCUCUCCAUCGUCGGGAUCGUCCUGGCUGAUAUCAUUGAAAAGUACUUUGUGUCGCCCACCCUGUUCCGAGUGAUCCGACUGGCCCGUAUCGGACGCAUUCUGCGCCUCAUCAGAGGUGCAAAGGGCAUCCGGACGUUACUGUUUGCCCUGAUGAUGUCCCUCCCUGCGCUCUUCAACAUCGGACUCCUCCUCUUCCUCGUCAUGUUUAUCUACGCCAUCUUCGGCAUGGCUAACUUUGCCUAUGUGAAGCGACAGGGGGGGAUUGACGACAUGUUUAACUUUGAGACGUUUGGGAAUAGUAUGAUCUGUUUGUUCCAGAUCACCACAUCCGCAGGGUGGGACAGUCUGCUCAGUCCCAUCCUUAACAACUCCCCGGAGGAGUGCGAUGCCAACAUCCCCCACACUGGCACCACAGUGAGGGGGAACUGUGGAAACCCAUCAGUGGGCAUCACCUUCUUCGUCACUUACAUCAUCAUCUCUUUUCUCAUUGUGGUAAACAUGUACAUCGCCAUCAUUCUGGAGAACUUUAGUGUGGCUACAGAGGAGAGCACUGAACCUCUUAGUGAGGAUGAUUUUGAGAUGUUCUACGAAGUUUGGGAGAAAUUUGACCCAGAGGCCACACAGUUCAUUGAGUACGCCAAGUUGUCGGACUUUGCCGAUGCACUGUCGGAGCCGCUGCGAAUCGCCAAGCCUAACAAAAUCAAGCUAAUCUCCAUGGACUUGCCCAUGGUCAGUGGAGACAAAAUCCACUGCCUGGACAUCCUCUUUGCCUUCACCAAGCGUGUCCUUGGCGAGUCAGGUGAGAUGGACGCCCUCAAGCAGCAGAUGGAGGAGAAGUUUAUGAUGGCCAACCCAUCCAAGAUUUCUUACGAGCCAAUCACAACAACUCUGAGGCGCAAACAAGAAGAAGUCUCUGCCACCGUCAUCCAGAGGUGCUAUCGUAGACACCUGGUGAGGCGACAGAUGAAAGCCGCCUCUUAUUUGUACCGGGGCGAUGGAAUAUUUGGGGAGGACGCACCGGAGAAAGAAGGGCUGAUUGCUGUCAUGAUGAAGGAAAACUAUGGUUCCAGUUUGCUAGGGAUAGAGCGCUCAGAGACAAUUUCCUCCACCUCAUCUCCUCCAUCGUACGACAGCGUGACGCGAGCCACAUCGGAACUUUUUCAUCCACUUGCUGCCAAGACAGAAACAGUUUGUGACACUGCAGGCAGCGAAGCGAGCGAACAGUUGCCGUCAGCAGGUGACCCAGACAGACAGAAGGAAACGGUACCAUAAAACUCAAAAACCAACAUAAAAGAGAAACAAAAUCAAGCCUCAUCUUGGGUAAAGCAUCUUUGUUCUGUUGUUUAUUGAAUGUAUUAUAGCUGAGGCAGCAGCAGAAAGGAGCUUUGAGCAAGGAACUACGAGAGGAGUCAAGUGAAGGAGCAAAAAAGUAGAAUAUUUACUACCUUUAAUCUUAUUUCCUGUUUCCUGUGGAGAAGUCUGGACUCAACAGACCCACAUUUUUGGGAAUUUCUUGAAGAGAAGGAGAAAAACUGAAAGAACCCCAUCUGUCAAGUCAGCUCCAACUUCAUUGGAGCAAAAGCCCGAAGAAUAGCACAGAACCACUGCUUGGUUCUGUUGCAUUGAGCAGAGUUCAGACGAAUCUCUGACCUCAGAUGGUCGGAGUGACUAUAUCACAAUGUAUCCAUCAUUUACUGGCCUGCGGAGGGGGAGGGGGGUUGUGCCUUCCCAAAGCUGAUCAAUGUUCUCAGAGUACGCUUGGCUGUUUAGAGCAACGUAAUGGUGGUGGUGGUGUUUCCUGACACCUCAAUGGUCAACUGAGACUUGAGAGGGAGCAAAGCAAUUUAAAUAAAAUCAUUUUCGUAGUCAAAGUAUAACGUUGUUGAUGUUGAUACCAGUCUUUUACUAGCGGUACAAUUAUUACUAUUUUUUAUAUUUUUAGAGUAAGUUAAAAGACAAAGAAGUCCCUCUUUUGACUUUGGAGUGGCGCUAGCUAUAAAGAAAUGGCUGAACUACCAUGUUGUAAUAGAUGAGUGGAGAUGGAGAGGAGACAAAGACAUCUCAAAUACCAGAAAAGCAACUUCAUCUGUUUUUAUGGGCAGUUUUGCACUUUUGAGUUUACAUUUGUUGUCACUUUACUGCUCCUUGGCUGACACGCUGAAGAAGAGCUUAGGAUGUGUUUAUUUUUCUCCUGCGAUUACACCAAAUACUAAUACAAGUGCACAAUGAGAUUUUCUACACGGUCCUGAACUCUUCUAACAUGUUUUGCCGUGUUAGUGAACGUUUUCAUGUUCGUCCGCUUUUUGGUCGGUGGGUGAUUUGUCUAAAAGUUCACAUCCAUACUAGAUUCCUCCUGUUGCAUUAUUCCAUUGCAUGAAGAGAAAUGUGUUUGCUCGGAGUCGAGGCUAUAAGAUUGUUUAUCCGCAGUGCAUGAUCUCGCAAUAUCAUUGUUAAAUACCUAAUAAAGUUUUAAACAUUUAAUCAAAAGGCUAACAACUUUCAUAUCAUUGCAGGCAUGACCAUCUUCAGGUGAAUUUUCCUUUUUAGAAAUAAAUCCAAAUAAUACUUCGUCAUGUAUAUGUUUAAUUGUGCAACAAAUAAUACAUACCUAACCCUAAUAAUCUAUGCUCCGUCUUUGCAAGCCAUACAUGACCAACCUUUUUGACAAAUCACCGACUGUCUUUACCUGUCUGGUCUGAGUUCGGUUCAGCACUCGUGAGAACUUUAACCAAAUUCUUAAAGAUGAAGGUACUCGAGGUCCUCGAGGUGUCGUCCAGCUCGGACCGGGAUGAGACAAUCAGCUCAGCGCAUCAGCAUCAGGGUUUUCAGUCCGUUCAGUUUUAUGAUACGUUAAAUGCUGAUUCUCAUGAUUUUGAGCUGGACAGCAGUGUCCUGGAAAAACCUCGUUUUAAAGCACCAACUAAACCACGAACACAAGCUGUGUUUAUCAGUGCUGUGGCAACCUGAGGGGAGAAAUUGUGGGGGGUCAAUGUUAGUCCAUCUUCGGCGCACUACUCAAAAAAAAAAAAAAAUAAAAAAUAUAUCAAAGUUUGCUGCAAAGUGUACCUUUUGCAUGCUUUCCUAAGAAGUUUACUAAAAAAAAACUAGAAAGAUUACAUUUUUUACUUCAUGUUUGAAACUGAGAUACAGUAUUUUGACUAUUUCUUUAUGUGAUGUAAUAGAGCCUUUUAACCUCCGUAAGUAAUAAGACUGUCUAGUUUUUGUUCUGUCAUCAACUUAAACUUACUGAUGGACUUUUACCUCAGCUGAACCGGUUCCAGCAACAACUCCUACGUUACGGGGCUGGAGCUGAAAAACCAGACAAAUGAGGCUUCCUGGUCGCACUCUGACACGUGGAAACUCAUUCUUGGAAAGAUUUAAAGUCGAAUCUUCUUGGAAAUGUGCCGAGCACCUGGCUCAAGCUGAUGUAAAACAUAGGCUAUGUGUGGAUCUCAGCUUCAGGGUCACUGGUACAAUAUAUAAUUUAACUUUAGGUCAGUUUUUAUUCACGCGUGUAUUCAUUUGUGUGUUUCCCAGCGACCACAGAUUGACUGUAGUGGCUAAACGUUCAGCCAAUCAGCAUUCACUCGAAUGCUGAUUGGCUGAACGUUUCUUUGAGCAGAAUAGGUCAGACUUGGUCCAACAACAACUGACUUUGUGACAAAUAAGAUAAUGAGUCAGAAAUGUCGCCCUUGUGAGCACAAAAGCAUUGCCUGUUACAACAAUAUAAACAUUUAAAAUUCUCUGUUUUACAAUCUUUAUUUUCUACACUAAAGCUAAUGAGCUCUUUCCCUUGUCAGAUCCAAAAAGUAAAAAGGACAAAGAAAACAAAAAGGCACCUUCAUUUCAAGGUCAGCCUUUAUUUUCCAUUUUUAAAUGCUGCCCGUCUAUGCAAAAAGAUAAAACAGGUACAUUUGCAGAGCUGUUGAGAGACAAAGGUGUACUGCAGGCCUUUACAGAACUCCAGAAAUAUCUUCAAUAGAUCAUUUUUCCUCAGUUGGUUUGAGUUUUUUUUAUUUUUCCCCUGAAAAAAGCUGUCCAGAUAUGAAAGCUGAAAUCCCUGCAAACAUUAAGGCAAUAAUGUGAACUGUGAUGAAGUAAAUCUGAGUAUACCCAAUGACAUGGUGUUUCACCUAAAUAAUUCAUCCAGAACCUUCCAAGGCUACAGCAGUGGCUAAACUGGCUAAACUAAAGCCAGCCAAACGUAAAGAAACUGGUAUUUAGAAAUCACUGCUGUCUUCAUACAAUGCAUGUGCAUUAGAACAUGCUUAAAUAAUGUCAUUCCCUAAAACACCAGGCGGAGUUUGUAAAAGUUUUCUGUUGCAUGUGCAUGUAGACAAAAGGUGCCAACUUGGAAUAAAAAUAUCUUUGUUAGUGAGGACAGGGCCUUAAAUCACCAUCAUUUCCGAGCACCGUCUGAUACAGCUGUAGUUUUAACAAAGCAGAAUAAGAAAAUUACUUUUGGUGAUUAACUUUUGAACCUAAAAGAAAUGGAGAAUAUUAGGUUUAUAUGAUUUAAAAGCUUUGUUGGAUAAAACACUCAGGAAAACAAAGCUGCUUUGAAAUCUGGUUUUCAGUGAUGGAAACGGGGAUCCAGCGGCUCUUCAUCAAACUUCCUGAAUAUUUUCUUUGUGGCUGAUAUGAGAAUUUAAACACAGCUUUACAGAAACUUCUUCAGCUGAAUGACCAUGUUGAAAAUCCAGGUUUCUGCUGUCAGUGUAAGCAUCAUAUCCAGAAUAAUUUCCAUAUGAACACACUCAAUGGCUAAACUAACAGCACAACAGGAUGCAGCAUCAGUCUGCGUUUAAACAAAAUCCAGCGGCAGGUUUUUCCAGGACACUAAAGAAAAAAAGCUUUUCUGAAUCAUUUUUCUGCUUAAUUGAUAUGAAGCGUUUCAUUUCAAGCACAACAAAAUACUUCAGUUUCCUUUUUCUAGUUUGUUUUACAUAAAAUCCAACUCAUGGGUUGAAAUGAUGCAAAUGAUCAAAAUAAUAUUUUCAAGGAAAAAAAACACUUUUAUAGAUUUACAAUUUUAAUUUAUUCAAAUCUAAUUUUGAAUGGAAACUCUUCAAAUCCAAACACUGCUUUAUGUAUGUAUUUAUUUAUUAUUUAUUUAUUUAUUUCUUCCUUUUUUUGGCACAUUUUGGUUGUAUAAGCAAAGGCCGAGUGAGGCUGCUCUAUAUCUAUUUGCACAGAGAAAUAAACUAAAAAAAAACAAGAAAAACAAGCCGCGUCUAGCAAUAAUGGUUUGCUGAUACCUUUUAAAUGAAUUCAUAGGUGGCGCUCGACUGGAGAGGCUUUUUCUGGCUGUAUGAACCUGUGGAUUCACACGCAGGCAGGUGGUUCACGAAGCAGCUGUGAAGCAGCUGGUUUUUGUGGAGAUGACAAAGUGUAGAGUUUCUUCAGCCUGCUUCUGGAUCAACCUCUCUCUCCGUCUCUGUUCCUACGGUCACCUGAGGGAUCUUUAUAAAACAACGCUUUACUAGAAUUGUUUUAAAAAUGAAAAAGUUAAAAAAAGAAAAAAAAAUGUUUUACUGGCACCGUCUGGACUCUAUUUCUACUAGGUUCUAUUGAGAAUAGAUCACCAUGUAAACUAGGUAAUUACUUAUGACACUGCUGAACUCUGCUGCGAGGCGUAUUUCAGGUUGCAGUUGUGCUGAAGGGCUGUUUUCAGUAGCAAUAGACCCAGAGUGUGCCUGCUACACAUGAACCCAACACUCCAAGCUUUCCCAUCGUUCCAUUGAUAAUGUGCUCGAUUGAUUGAUUUAUUGAUGGAUGAACUGGGUGACUGCUUGAUUUCUUGAUUGAUUGUUUAAUAUUUGGCGGGAUGAUGAGCUGAUUCUUAUGGUUUUUUUAAUAAUUAACAGCUUCACAGAACCCCUUUGGCCCCUGUCUGUUCCUCUUCCUCCAUCACUGGUGUGAUUCCUCCUCAUUAGUCAUCAACAGCACACACAGCUGAUGAGAUGGUAACACUCCUAAACUGUCAGAAAGGUUCAGAUUCACUGGUCUGCUGAAGGAAAUAGUUUUCAUGGUUUUGUCACAUCAGAAAACAUGGAAGUCAAAAUGUCUGACUCGGGAUGAUUCAGCACUGAGUCAAAAGUUUUAAUCACAAAUUUUUGAGAUCUAAACUCAGAGGGUGGUUUUACUUCCUCCUUAUUAUUCAUCACAGCAGUGCGAAAAAAGGCUUCACCAAAGAUCACGUAUUCAAAAAGUAGAGAUAGAAAAUAAGGGACUGAGUUUUUAAACCAAGGUGAUGCUUGACUAUGAAAGCCGAGCAUCCGUUCAGGUCCAAAUGUUCCACACAUUACCAAUAAGGAAGAUAUCUUCAUUCAUUUCACAUCUGCUUAAAAUCUCCUAGUGUGAACCUGACUGAAUGUAGCAUCACUCAGUUAUCAGUCUGCCAUUUAAAAUCAUCGCUGGAGAUGAUCCCAGCUUGAAAAUGUAAUUAAUCUGCAGAGUUAUACAAUAUCUGAAACACAGACCAGAUCAAAUUAGGUAUCUGACUUCAGCAACUUUGGUUUUGCUUUGGUUAAACACACUGCUAAAGUUAUUAUUUGAGGCACCACAGUCAGCUGAUGGGGCUACAAAGAGGAAACAUUUCUCCUAGACGAACAAAUAACCAACUAUUUUACGAGUGCUACUUCAGUGAAUCUGGACCUCACACUUUGGUUUACUUUGAGCACAAAAACCCGUUCAAACACUGUCAGUAUGAAGAAAGUGAAAAUAAAAAUGAAAGCAGCUUCAGCUUGCACUUCAUGAGCAUGUAUCAAUGCUAUGCUAAAAUGCUAAAGCAUGUAACUUCCAAAAAGCUAGAAAAUGAGCAAAAAGAGGACAGAAAAUGGUCAAAUUAAGGAACAGCGAGAUCUUUUUUGGGGGUGGGGGGCUUCUUCAUGCUGUGGGUGAGACCAUGUGGUGCUAAUGAGGGGUUUGGAAGAGUCCAUGUUAAAAUCGAAGAGGACUCUGAGACCAAGAAUCUGCUCCUUCCUGCCUUCUUCUGUUUCUCAACCAAAAGCUGCUUCAUCACAUUUAAAACAAAUUCACAUCCACAAAUCUACACGGAAGAAAUGCACUGAAAACCUGUGGUUUGAUUGUUCAUUAUUAUUACUAUUGUUACUAUUUAAUGUGAUAAAUGCAAUACAACAGUUGUGUAAACAGGCAGCGAGUGAUGCUGUAUCUUAUUUACAGUAUGAGGACAAUAAUAAUAAUAACGAUGAUGUUAUGAAUAUUGUCGUCGUCAUGGAUUCGGUUUCUCCAGGCAUCCUCUCACUGCUUAAACCACCGCCGCCCCAUUUACACCACAGCUGGUUUCACAGCGGUUGUCAAACUGGAUUCUUCAGGCUUUCAGCGUCAUAUCAGUCUUGCAGAAACCUCAUAUCCAGAGAGAGUUGCCUUUUCAGGAACACAGGUGCAAAACAGGAUCUUUCCCUUCCAGACACCUCAUGAUUCGUCAUCAAUUCAGGAUUAACAGGAAAACUUUCUCUCAUUUUUGCUUGUUUGGAGAGGAAAAAUGAGGAUGCUAAAAUUCAGUAAAUUAUGAAUGAUUAACUUGGAGAUAAGAGGUUUCUUGACACAAGUUGUUUAGUUGUGAUUUUGCUGGAAAAAGUUGAAGAAAUUCACAUCACAGUUGGAGAAUGAAAACUUUGUAACUCUAGAGAGGAAAUGGGAAUUUGUGAUGCAAAAAAUUUCUGAGUUUGUAAAGAAUGAACAUAAUCCUGCAAAGUCUGAAUACAAAAGAUCUUCAUCAUAGAGUUGUGUAAUUUCCUGAAGUGACUGAAAUGAAUGAAACACGUUACAAGGUUUUCCUGUGAGCACAGCCUGUGAAACCUUGGUGUAAAGGAGGCGAAAGCAGUGCUCAGUGACCCCACCUGGUGUUUUAGAGACAAUAAUAAUUACA